AACCGUUUUCUUUGUGUCUCGACACCUUAGUUAUUGUUUAAAUCAAGCCGGGAUUAAUAUCCUUAUUGCUCACUUCCACUUUAGUAGUUGCUGUGAGUGAAAUGCAAAAUGAGGAGAAAUGAUAAAGGCAAAAGUAGUGAUAAAAUUGUUGUAAAAAAAUCAUGCACUCUGACAUCCCAACAAACGCGUACGCUUCAAUAUUCUGAACAAACUAUAUAUUCAUCUAACACCAGCGCUAAUUGGAACCGUAAUGGAAGUAGUGCACUAUUUAAUACGAAUAAUAGCUUCUCAACAUAUCCGUCUACAGUUUCAAGUUUAUUUGGACCAAUAAACAAUACAGAUAGAUCUCAAAUUAUUAAUCUAACAACAGCAGCAACAGAUGCAAGGCCGUUCUCUUCACAAAAUGGUACAAAUUCAGUUCCUGCAGUAAAAAAUUUGCAGUAUCAAUCAGUAUAUAAAAGACCCAGUUAUCCAGGAGUUUCUCAAACCAGUACUGUUAUAAAUAAACCUGCUUAUUCUGGAAGUAGCCCACCAAUUUCCAAACCCAUUAUUGUUUCUGCAAAUCCAAGACCUUCUAUUUCUUCUGUGACUUCUCAAGUUUCUCAGUCAAGUGGUCUUCCAAAUGAUCAUGAAAUACCGACGUACAACACGAAAGGCAAAAACAGAGCAAAAGUUCUAAUUAUCAACAAUAUUCUAUUUAAAGGCAAAGAAGAAAGAAAGGGGGCGAAAAAAGACACCGAAGCUCUGGAAAAGUUAUGCAAAAAGUUUAAACUAGAGUAUACAUCUAAAAAAGAUCUAAAAAAAGAUGAGAUGAUAAGGGCUGUGAAUGACUUUGCAAAGUCUACUAGUCAGAAGAAUUAUAACAUGGUAAUAACCAUUAUAAUGAGCCACGGAACGAGUAUUCAGGAUAGUCAUGGGCAGAUCACACAAAUCAGUGGUAUUGAUGAAAAACUUAUUCAAGUUAAGGAAAUUACCGAUAUAAUUGCAUUACAAAAACAUCUUAGUGGGAAACCAAAGAUAUUCAUAUUCCAGUGCUGCAGAGGAGAGGAAGUACAUACUGAUGCUAGACCAAUAAUAUCAAAUGCUAAAAAUCAAUCGGACAUGCUACUGGCCUAUUCAACACUGCCAGGUUUUGUUUCCUACAGAAGCCCCACUACAGGUUCAUGGUAUAUCCAAACGUUGUGCUCAAUCUUCAGCGCACACGCUCAUCAAUGGGAUAUUGAAACCAUGCUGAAGAAAGUUGAUGCCGAAAUGAAAAAUAAAUAUAAUAAGGAAGCGCAAACUUCCUGCUAUGAUUGUAGGGGUUUUAAACGAUGUUUUUUGUUUCAAGAUUAAUUAAUCUGUUAAUCUAUAAGAGAAAAAGAUCUAUAAUAUUUAACAUAGAUAUAAUCAUAGUUAAAGUAUUUAAAUGUAGAAGUAUUUAUGAAUAAAUUUGUAUAAAAUA
Molecule: messenger RNA, 1444 nt
Organism: Aethina tumida (small hive beetle)
Lineage: Eukaryota; Metazoa; Arthropoda; Insecta; Coleoptera; Nitidulidae
Product: caspase-3-like
Exons: 7
Coding region: 109-1335 (408 amino acids)
Biological process (GO): proteolysis
Molecular function (GO): cysteine-type endopeptidase activity
Source: RefSeq, a predicted model, not a curated record